AUGGCUGCUGCUGCUGCUGCAGCUUCAACUGCUUCUUUUACUUCUUCGAAGCAAAUCGUAUCGAGUCCAAGUAACACUACUAAUACCUCACUUUCAACACAUGCUACUACUUUUACGGGUGCUCCUCUGCUAAAGUUUCAUUCAACUAAGAGAAAAUUAGUUAAGGUUAGAGGAAAGAUAUUUGCGGCAGCCGCUGCUCCAGUUGCAACGGCUCCAGUUGUGGAAGUUAAAGAAUAUGUACUUCCAACAUGGGCCGAAUUCGAUCUUGGAAGAGCUCCAGUCUACUGGAAAACUAUGAAUGGUCUUCCUCCUACUUCAGGAGAAAGGCUGAAGCUAUUUUAUAAUCCAGCUGCAGGCAAACUUGUUCCUAAUGAAGAUUACGGAAUUGCUUUUAAUGGAGGUUUCAACCAGCCCAUCAUGUGUGGUGGUGAGCCGAGGGCGAUGCUGAAUAAAGUUCGAGGGAAAGCUGAUCCUCCUAUUUACACAAUCCAAAUUUGUAUCCCCAAACAUGCUGUAAGCUUGAUAUUCUCAUUCACAAAUGGUACUGAUUGGGAUGGUACAUAUAGACUGCAAUUUCAAGUUCCAAGAGCUUGGCGAAAUAAAACAAUGGAUUUCUUCACCGCGGGGCUUGCACAGGAGUUGAGUAAAGAAGGUGCAUGUGAAAGAGCUAUUUUCCCAGACACUAGUAUCAUCGCCACAAGAUGUGCCAUAAUUGGUAACUUAUCAGUCGAAGGAGGUGACCGCUGCAAUCUUGAUCUUGUACCUGGAUGCACCGAUCCCAGCUCACCCAUGUAUGAUCCUCUAGCCAAUGUGGAUGAUGGCUCUUGCCCACCUUAUUCUGAUUCGGAGGAUUAA
This is a messenger RNA of Fraxinus pennsylvanica, 855 nucleotides long. Lineage: Eukaryota; Viridiplantae; Streptophyta; Magnoliopsida; Lamiales; Oleaceae. The record is from the annotation of a GenBank genome assembly.